Messenger RNA from Candidozyma duobushaemuli, 1335 nucleotides. RefSeq names its product amphiphysin (gene RVS167). Gene Ontology annotation, biological process: endocytosis; actin cortical patch localization; plasma membrane tubulation. Gene Ontology annotation, cellular component: mating projection tip; medial cortex; Rvs161p-Rvs167p complex. The record is from RefSeq and is a predicted model, not a curated record. Lineage: Eukaryota; Fungi; Ascomycota; Pichiomycetes; Serinales; Metschnikowiaceae. The transcript has a single exon. Gene Ontology annotation, molecular function: protein binding; lipid binding. The coding region runs from base 1 to 1335 and encodes 444 amino acids.
AUGUCGUUCAAAGGCAUCAAGAAGUCGGUGUUGCGUGCGCCGCAGAACUUCCGGCAAAAGCUCAAUAUGGGUGAAAUCACCCUGGACCCUGUUUACGCCGAUGCCGAAAGACGAUUCAAAGAGUUGGAGUUGGAAACCAAGAAACUCAGUGAGGAGUCCAAGCGUUACUUUGCCGCCGUCAACGGCAUGUUGGAAUACCAGAUUGACUUUUCCAAGGCCAUUGAGGAGAUCUACAAGCCCAUCAGUGGGCGUUUAUCGGACCCCAGUGCUACCAUACCCGAGGAUAACCCAGAAGGUAUCGAGGCGGCGGAGUCGUACCGAGAGGUGGUGAAGGAGUUGAAGGAGCUGUUGCAGCCGGAUCUUGAGCUUAUCCAGAAGCGUGUUGUUGACCCAGCACAGGAGCUCUUGAAGGUGAUUCAGCUGAUCAGAAAGAUGGCCACCAAAAGAGAGCACAAGCAGGUCGACUUGGACAGACACAAGCGUACGCACAAGAAGUACGAGGAGAAGAAGGAGCGUACGGCCAAGGACGAGGAGAAGAUGUACAGUGCCGAGGCCGAGGUUGCCGUUGCUCAGGAGGAGUUUGACUACUACAACAACAUGUUGAAGGACGAGUUGCCCACCUUGUUUGCCAUGCAGCUGGACUUCAUCAAACCUUUGUUCGUGUCGUUCUACUACAUGCAGCUAAACAUCUUUUACACGUUGUACAGCAGGAUGGAAGAGCUCAAGAUCCCGUACUUUGACUUGAACCUGGACAUUGUCGAGGCUUACACUGCAAAGAAGGGUGACAUCGAAGAGCAGACUGACAACAUUGGCAUCACCCACUUCAAGGUGGGCCACGCCAAGAACAAGUUGGAGGCCACCAAGAGAAGGCACCAGAUGAUGAGCGGCAACAACACCGGCUCGUCUGGUCUGCCAGUGUCGACUGCGCCAGGCACUGCUGGUGCUCCAGGAGCCGCUGGACAGACCCUUCCUCAGUACACUCCGGGCCAAACAGGCAACAACUACGGCUACGGCAACGAGAAAGCACAGUACCAGCCUCAGCAGUACGGCCAAGCAGCCGCCCAGCAGCCUCAACAAUAUGGCCAACCUCAGUACGGCCAACCUCAAGAGGCGGCGCCACCUCAGUACGGUGCUCCAGCUGCUGCUCCAGCUGCUACUGGCAGUCCAACUUGCACAGCCUUGUAUGACUACACUGCCCAGGCCCAGGGAGACUUGACGUUCACGGCUGGCGCUGUGAUUGAGAUUGUGGAACAGGGAGACGCUAAUGGAUGGUGGACUGGACGCUAUAAUGGCCAGACGGGAGCCUUCCCAGGCAACUAUGUCCAGUUGAACUGA